Molecule: messenger RNA, 1375 nt
Organism: Anolis carolinensis (green anole)
Lineage: Eukaryota; Metazoa; Chordata; Lepidosauria; Squamata; Anolidae
Gene: rexo2
Product: RNA exonuclease 2
Exons: 7
Coding region: 168-839 (223 amino acids)
Cellular component (GO): mitochondrion
Molecular function (GO): nucleic acid binding; 3'-5'-RNA exonuclease activity
Source: RefSeq, a predicted model, not a curated record
GAUGCCAUUCUUUUGCCCGAACGAGAGAGAAAAAAGGACUCCCUUUCCCGGCGUGCCUCGGGACCGCUUCGGCGCUGUCGGCCAACGGGGGCGGGCGUCGCGGGGCCUUGCGGGAGAUGUAGUCUUUCCGGCUGAAUGGCCUCUUUUUCGGUGAAGGAGAGGCGGGAAUGCGCGUGGCGGCGGCGGCGAGGACGAUGCUGCGGGGCCUGGCGGGGACCGGAGGGCGCGUGGCGGCCGAGGCGGGGGCGGAAGGGCGCCACAGGAUGGUCUGGGUCGACCUGGAAAUGACGGGGCUGGACAUCGAGCGCGACCACAUCCUGGAGAUGGCCUGCCUGGUCACCGAUGCCGACCUCAACCUGGUGGCAGAAGGUCCCAACCUGAUCAUCCACCAGCCGGACGAGGUGCUGGAGGGCAUGUCCGAAUGGUGCAAGGAGCACCACGGGAAGUCAGGCCUGACCAGGGCCGUGCGGGAGAGCGCCGUGUCCUUGUGCGAAGCCGAGCUCGAGUUCCUCUCCUUCGUCCGGCAGCAGACGCCCCCGGGACUCUGCCCCCUCGCAGGGAACUCUGUGCACGCAGACAGGAGGUUCCUGGAGAAGCACAUGCCGCAGUUCCUGAGGCACCUGCACUACCGCAUCGUGGACGUGAGCACCGUCAAGGAGCUGUGCAGGCGCUGGUUCCCCGAAGAGUAUGCCUCUGCGCCCAGGAAGGCAGCUUCUCACAGGGCCCUCGAGGACAUCAAGGAGAGCAUCAAGGAGCUCCAGUUCUACCGAAAGGCCGUCUUCAAGGGGGAGGCGGCGGAGAGGAGGCCGCUGGGAGACGGGGAAGCGCUUCCGGACUGAGCGGGACUUCCGCAGACGCUUCCCGCAUCUUCCGUUUCCCUUCCCGCUCUCAAUUUAAGCCCCCCCCCCCCCCAGCCGCCCUUAUUUUUGCCCUUCAGGAGCCUCCUCCUGCAGUUUGGAAGGAGCGUCCCCUUCGGCUUUAAGGGGAAUCCUAAUCGUAAUAGUAACAGGAGCCUGAACUUUGCUCAGGGAAGGUGGUGGUGGUUGUUUUCUAAAUUGUAGAGACGUGAGAGUCCGGGCCUUCCCCCUCCCUCUCUCUUUCCCUUCUUUUCUGUUUUCCUUCCUUCCUUCCUUCCUUCCUUCCUUCCUCUCUUUCUCACUUUCCUUCCUUCCUUCCUUCUUCCCAUCUUUUCUUAUCUUGAAGGGAGCCCAGCUGCCAGCAGGUGGCGCCAUUUCCAUUUGUACCUCCUUCCUCUACGAACUCCAACCCAGUCCACGUGUAGAUGCCUCUCAAUAGUUCUAGAUAAGAUGUUUUCCCAUCUUGAUGCCUGAGGAAACCCUUUUGGGCAGAAUAAAGAACUUGGCCUUUUGGGGAA